Molecule: messenger RNA, 2204 nt
Organism: Olea europaea var. sylvestris
Lineage: Eukaryota; Viridiplantae; Streptophyta; Magnoliopsida; Lamiales; Oleaceae
Product: rho GTPase-activating protein 3-like
Exons: 5
Coding region: 450-1949 (499 amino acids)
Biological process (GO): signal transduction
Molecular function (GO): GTPase activator activity
Source: RefSeq, a predicted model, not a curated record
AAAUAACGCUGUAAAGUUAUGGCGUAUGCUUCCAAGUGAAGAAAGAAACUUCCAAAAUACACUCACUCUCAUUCAUCCCUGCCCGUCUCCCUCUUGUCAUCUUCCCCAUCCCCACCCCCUCUUUGCAGUAGAAUUUGUUAGUAUUAUACGAUGAAUAUCCACACAACAAAUCCAAAAAGAAAACCAUUAAUAAUUUUUCCGUCACAAUCCCAUAUGAUAUCUCUAUUGCCACCGUCCCUAACCAAUCAUUCUUUAUAUUCAAUUCCAGCCCCAGCCUCAACACAGCCAUUCUUAUUUCCAACUCCUUAUUAUCACCAUUUAUGACCAGUUAUCAAGCAAUAAAUCCCUCAUUAAUUUACAAUUUCAUUAGCUGAAUAAAUAGUGUAAAUGUGACUAGACUUUUCCGAUCCAGGUCUUGCACAGUUAGCGGUUUAUUUGCUAUCAAAUCAAUGCCGCCGGAAAAAGCCACUUCCCCAAAUAGCCUCUUCGUUUACGAGGACGAAGAACUGGAGGAAGAUGAGGAAGAGGGAUAUUUCAGGGAUUUUAUCAGUGAUGGGGAGUUUGAUAAUCCUGUUACGACGCCGUUUAUAAGCCCGGAUAGGAGUCAUGGGCGGUGGAUUAAGCCCGAAGAUCGAAAUGGGCAUAAUAAUCAGCAAUUCUCGGUUCUUUCGAUGGUGGCGACAGCUCUGCGGCGGUCUCUGGUGACUUGCAGCGUAAAUAGGGAUCACAUGGAGUCUGAUGUGGACAUAGGGUGGCCCACUGACGUCCGCCAUGUCUCCCAUGUCACCUUUGACCGCUUCAAUGGCUUCCUUGGACUUCCUGUCGAGCUCCAGCCCGACUUCCCACGAACACCCCCCAGCGCCAGUGCAAGUGUUUUUGGAGUUUCAGCACAAUCAAUGCAGUGUUCUUAUGAUCAAAGAGGGAACAGUGUGCCAACAAUCCUUCUUAGGAUGCAAAACCAGUUGUAUUCAGAAGGCGGCCUUCAAGCAGAAGGAAUAUUCCGAAUCAAUGCUGCAAAUAGUCGAGAAGAACUUGUCCGCAAUCAACUUAAUAAAGGGGUUGUGCCCCGUGGAAUUGAUGUUCAUUGUUUGGCUGGGUUGAUAAAGGCAUGGUUUAGAGAACUUCCAACUGGAAUUCUUGAUUCUCUGACCCCAGAACAGGUGAUGCAUUGCAACACAGAAGAAGAAUGCUCCCAGCUUGUAAAGCUGCUUCCACCAACUGAAGCUGCAUUGCUUGAUUGGGCAAUCAACUUGAUGGCUGAUGUUGUGCAAAAUGAACAUUUAAAUAAGAUGAAUGCACGCAACAUUGCUAUGGUUUUUGCUCCCAAUAUGACUCAGAUGGCUGAUCCUUUGACGGCAUUAAUUCAUGCAGUCCAAGUUAUGAACUUUCUCAAGACCCUGAUAUCGAAAACUCUUUGUGAAAGAGAAGUGUUAGCUAACACUGAUCGAUUAUUCGCAGCAUAUGCUGAUUCUACUGGCAACAUAGGGGUUGAUCACCCAUCAAACACAAUUGCAACGGUCUUGUACGAGCAGUCUUGUGAUGACUGCUCAUGUUCAAGAUCUGCCUAUGGCAGCCUCUUGUGGAGUGCCACUUUAGAGAGACUGGAAGCUGAUAGCAACGAGAAAUCCUGGAGAUUAAAGAGUAAGAGCGAUGUUGAUGAGAAAUAUGAAUCUGUUGCCAGUAUAAUCUCACCUGAAAACCGCAAAAGACAAACUUUAGAGAAUAGAUUUAGAGAUGAAUAUGACGAUGAGGAAGUUGGAGGGGUAUUCAAUAGGCUAAGUUUGAGAAAAGGAGUGCAAAAACUUUGCAAACAUCCUGUUUUUCAAUUGAGUAAGCCAGUCAAGAAGAAUAGCAGCGUUGGAAUUGUAAAUACUCGAGAAGGAGGUGUUGAAGCUUGCGCAUACAAUGGAUGCAAGCACACAGUUCUGUGCUCUGUACGGGCUGAGUAAAUCUUUUUACAUUAACGGAACAUUCUACCAGUUUAGGUAUGUUGUUUUGAUAAUAAUCUAGUUAGAUGAAGCAUUUGAAGGUGUGUGUGAAUUUUUUUUCAGGUACUAACUGCAGUUUUAUUGAACAUGUACAAGGAUAUGCAUGACAAUAAUUUCAUGCCUAAGAUAAAAUCUAGUAGCAGAAUGCAUUAAAUUUCAUCAUUUGAUGCAAAUUUUAGAUUACAUUAUGUCCAAUAGAUUUUUGGGUAUUUUAAA